GUUUAUGUCUCCUCAGGUGUGUUUAUGUCUCCUCAGGUGUGUUUAUGUCUCCUCAGGUGUGUUUAUGUCUCCUCAGGCGUGUUUAUGUCUCUUCAGGAGUGUUUAUGUCUCCUCAGGUCACCGAUUGUCUCUAAAGCUCCCGCCCUGAGGUCGCCCCCCUGCCCAGGUGUGAUCAUGCCCUGGCUUGUCUCCUCUCAGGUAGACUUCCUGUCAUCGUCUCCGUCGCAGCGACAGUGUGAGAGGACGUCCUUCUCGUUUUACUGCUCUGUUCGGGAGCAACUUCCUGUGUGGCUGCUGGAAGAAACGCGCAGCAUGGAGGUGUUCAGCUGGGAGGAUGGCCGGCCGCGAGCUUUUCUGCCGUCAGAAGCGCUGCUGUAUGCGCUGGUGCACGACCACCAGGAUUACGCUGGCUUCCUGGUGCAGCAGUUCUCCGUGAGCGCACUCAGAGCACCGCGAUGCAGCUUCUGUUGCUGCAGCGGGGGGGCGCCGCACCUGAGCGUGGCGGUGCGCUACAACCGGCUGUCCAUCCUGGCUCUGAUGGUGGAGGCUCUGAAAGACUGCGACUCUGGCGUGAGGCAGGACUUCCUGGACGGUUGCGGCGGCUGCUCCCAUGCAGCGGACGCAGGGAAGUGUGCGGUGCAGCUGGCGGUGGAGCUGUCGAGGUCCGACUGCCUGCUGCUCCUGCUGGCUCACGGCGCUCGGCCCGCUGGCCUUGAUGCCGCGCUGCAGCGCCUCGUCUCCUGCGACGCAGCGGACCGGCGGGAGGCGCAGCGCUGCCUGGACUUCCUGCUACUCUUCCUGCCUGGACCACCAGCCUUUUGCUGCCUGCAGGAUGAGCGGCAGCGCUGGCAAGGCCGGCUGGGAAAUGAAGUGUUCAGAUGGCUGUCUGGGCUCGCGCCACCCCCCCUCCUACUGCAGGCGCUCAGGUGUUUGGCCCGGUCCGGUCCGGGUCGGAUCAGCGCGCUGCCCGACUUCCUGCAGCAGCACAGCUGGCAGUGAGGUCAUCUUCACCAUGGAAACCGCAGGGCUGCUUUCGUUGGACGGUGUGUUGAUGAUGUAAAUAACUGUAAAUAAACACUGAAAAACAGUCGUAUACCAGCCGGCUUUAGGACCCUAAGGGGACUUCAUGACAUAUAUAUGCAUUAUAUAUAAAGUAUAUAAAAUUGAUAUACUUUAUAUAUAGUAUAAAUAACUAUCGAUAAACUUUGAAUAUGUGGAUGAGCAGGCUUUGUUUUGUUGGAAAGGUAGAGAUGAAUGAGGAGUUGGAAUGGAGGUAAAGCCAGUCACCACUGUUCAUCCUUUAACCCUCUGGGUCAUAUUGACCCCCGUACUCAGACACUUAGGACUCGUUGUAUGGCUGUACAGAACAGAGUGUAUAUUCAUCUGAACAAAUAUUAUUGAUUUUCUUUGUGUUUGUAUAAAAUAUAAUCCUAUAAUAAAAUAAUGAAAGUGUC
Molecule: messenger RNA, 1454 nt
Organism: Eleginops maclovinus (Patagonian blennie)
Lineage: Eukaryota; Metazoa; Chordata; Actinopteri; Perciformes; Eleginopidae
Gene: ankrd9
Product: ankyrin repeat domain 9
Exons: 2
Coding region: 25-999 (324 amino acids)
Source: RefSeq, a predicted model, not a curated record